This is a messenger RNA of Vitrella brassicaformis, 2766 nucleotides long. The record is from the annotation of a GenBank genome assembly. Lineage: Eukaryota; Vitrellaceae.
AAGAAGGCGCCGGGGCUUUGAUGAGCAUCUCACACAUCAGCAGCUCUCAGUCGCUACCCCUUUCUGUCUGGUGCCGCUCAUUCGUCGACCUUCCCGGAAGAUCUCUCACUUCGCACUGAAGUUCGCAGCAGGGCUUUUCGGCUUUCUGCUGCCGUCGAGGCUUGAAGACGUCCCCUCUCAGCGCGGCUGCCCUACACAAGCCAGAUUCACUUCAUCGCCGCAUGACGGGGACGGACCAGGACCCUUCGCACAUCCCUUCAAAACGGCCUCGUGUUGAGGCGAAAGAUGUCCCGCCCGUUCACGGUCAUCGCCUAGCUGGAGCCAUCCGCCGUAACGAUGCUCUCAGCUGGUUCGUGGAGCGUCUCUUCCAGCAGAGCAUGCUGUUCAUGGAGGUGCUGGGCCUGUUAUCUUUUGUGGAGUGCGUUCGUCUGGCCGAGCUAUGCCGCACCGUCCAUGCGGCGCUCUGCGACUUCAUUGAGGUGGUACGGAGCAGCACCUGCAGUGCACUUCCUGCCCUCUCCGACCAGAGGACCGUCCAGCACAUCGUUAUUCUGCUUCCGCCGACAUCGCUAGCCACCAGCGAGUACCUGAGCGAGGAAGGUCGGCUGGGCGAUGCGCUCAGAGAACGGCUGACUCGAACUGUCAAGACAGUCACAAUAACCCAACCCAUGGAGGUCAAGCCCCCUGCCCCGUGGAGCCGCCACCUGUUGGCUCUGCCCCGUCCCCUUGAGUCCACGUCGUUCGAGCACGUCAAGUCGAUAAGGACCAACACAGCAGACGGCUUUGUCUUCUUGCAUCGCCAGUGCUUCGAGUUCCCGGCCCUGGAGAGCCACAGUGGUUCACUGAUGCCGCACGACGCUCUCCUCGACAUCGACAAAGAGUUCGACAGGGACGAGGCCAUCGGAGGGCCUGAGGAUGCGUGUGAUCGGUGCGAGGACUAUUUCGAUCUCAGCCUGCUUGAUGCCGUGGUCAGUGGCAUGGUGACCCGUUGCCCUACACUGACGCACGUCGAUGUCUGGCCCAUCCACGCCCGGAUGGACAGGACGAUCGAGGCCAUUGGGGGUCUUCUCCAAGUCGAGCACCUUGGUCACCUCCUCCUCUUCGACACGCUGGAUGGACCUCGAAAUCGUUCGGUCCUGAAGGCACUGCGGUCGAUCAGUGGACUCGCGCCCCUUCCUGCUGGCAAGAAGCGGAUCCUACGUUUGUGGUGCUCCCUGUCCACAACCCCGUCGCAGCCCGCGGUUUUCCUUCCAUUGAGAGAUGAUGAUGGUGACUCGCUGACGCCCGACACGCUGCAGCUGGUGCUGGAUGUGGAGGAGAGGGGAUGGUGUGUGGCCUUCGACGGUGGGAGGAGCGAGCUGUGCUGCGCUCAUGUUCUCCAUCAUCAUCUGCCCUUUUUCGACGAUUUCGCCCAUUUCGACGAUUUCGAGCCGCCCCGUCCUACUGCCGAGUUGCAGCAGCGGAUUGUGUCGUGUGUACAGCGGCACGCGGCAGCCAGCCAGGUGGUGCAAGUGAAGUACUUGUCUGACGGCACACCAAUUAGCGACGCAUUCCGGCCUCUUCGCUUUGACUCAGCCAGGGUGCUGGUGGCUGGCCACGGCGCCCUCACAAUGAGAGCGGCUGACGACAAGAGGUUUCGAGCAAUCCCAAACUGGCUGGGCGAAGACGGGGCACUGGCUGGCGUCUGCCAACUCCGGCUUGACCGAGUGGGUGUCACUGGGGGUCCGAGCCCGUCCUACCAUUGUCGUCCUCUUGUGGGGCGUGCCACGGCCUUCGCACGUCGCCCAAACAAUCUGAGCCGCCUGCUGCAGCGCCUCACUCUUGGCCGCGCCCCGCAGACCUCGUUCUCAAGCGUCAAGAUGCAGUACGUGACGGGAGAGAUGGUGGCCGAGUGCCUCUCGUACCUGCCUGCGAACACCCGCAUCGACCACCUCGAGAUCAAGGGCUGCAUGGAGACCGACGAGCUCAGCAAAUCCGACAGCGGCUGCCCCAAUCCUGCCGCCGAGAGAGUGCUGACCUUCGCCCCCGCCCACCUCACUCGCCACUACCCACCCGUCAAGACCAUCAGCAUCGACCUCCGCCAUCAGCCCUUCGAUGAUGACGAUGAAGAAUGGUUCGGGGUCGAUGACCUGGAGGAGGUGUCGCCGGCCGUCCUGAGCCGUGUGUACCGGCUCUUGCAUGAGUGCCGGCCAGUGGAAGGGACGGUCAAGGGCGUCCUCAUGAAGGCGGCGUGGUUCGACCAGCCGUGGGAUGAGGAGUGGCUCAAGACGCAGGUCAGUGAGGGCUGGGGCGACGAUCCUACUCAUCACAUUUCGUGUGUUGUUGUGCCCUCGCGUCGUGUCAGAUUGUGUUAAUGUAUCGCCACCCGAACCACGGCCGAUUCUACCACUGUGAGGCGACCCAGCUGGAGGUGCUGCACCAGCCCAAGAUCUCUGUAUUCCACUACGACUACCCCCUCUGGGGAGAGGAAGCGAGGGAGGACCUGCGUCAGCAUCCGAGCGACCACAUGGUGAAGUUUGAUUUGGUGGUGCGCCGCUCAUCUGGUCGCUCGUCAGAGCUCACCCAGCCGCCCAUCACUGACUUUAUGUUGUGAGAGGGUGCUGCAGUAGUGGCGUCGAGUGCGAGAUGGAUGGAGUGAGUGCGUGUGUUCCUUUCGGACGGGCAUCGUUGAGUGUCUGUGUUGUCGUCGACUGAUAUGUAUAUGGAUGGACUCAUCGGCAGCAUAGUCAAAGUGUUUUGUUCCUCCAUGAUUGAUUCACAUGUACC